AUGGAUCUUCCAGCUCUACCAGAACACGAGAAUCGAUGGCCACAAAAUGUCUAUACUGCGGAGGGUAUCAUCAGCAAUAUAUACAAUGCUGCAAUUAGAAUACUUCGGUCAAAUGACGCAGAACCAACCAGAGUGGCGUACCACUAUGAUGCACUGUCCACAGAGGCCCUACCUUUGCUCGAAGCCAUUGAAAGUGAUACAAGUCCUGCUGCUUACCAGCUUCUGCAUGACUGGCUACUAGUAUGUGCUAGGCUUAUUGGGGAGGUAGCCGCAAUGCUCAAGGAUAUCAGUGGAAAUCUUCAUGUGGGAAAUGCUGAACGGGCAAAUGUGAUAAUCCCGGAGCUUGUGACUCUGGGCCAUCAGCAAUGUUGA
Suillus fuscotomentosus is the source of this 372-nucleotide messenger RNA. RefSeq lists its product as uncharacterized. The record is from RefSeq and is a predicted model, not a curated record. The transcript has 2 exons. The coding region runs from base 1 to 372 and encodes 123 amino acids. NCBI's taxonomy places the organism in Eukaryota, Fungi, Basidiomycota, Agaricomycetes, Boletales, Suillaceae.